UUGAUUGAUACUACAAGAACGAUUUGUUAUUGUGUCACAAUUUCAUAAAUAAAUUUUCAUUGUUUUAUGAAUGUUGUUUUGAUUAAAAUAAAAAAAGUUUAAAAAAAAAUUAGUUAAUUACAAUCAGUUAAAAAAAUGGGAGCCGUUUUGGGUCUGUGUACUGCAGCACAAUUAGCGUGCUGCUGUGGUAGCGCAGCAUGUUCACUUUGCUGUGCCGCUUGUCCAUCAUGCAGAAAUUCAACAUCUACACGAAUUAUGUAUGCAAUUCUAUUGUUAAUUGCGAGUAUAGCAGCAGCUAUUACGUUAGCACCAGGCCUGCAGGACACACUUCAAAAACUACCAUUUUGUGCAAAUAGUACAAGUACAUCAGCGAUUGUAGUACCGACUUCGGCAAUAUUUGAUUGUAAUGCUGUUGUUGGAUAUUUGGCUGUAUAUCGAAUAUGUUUUGUUGUUACGCUGUUCUUCUUUUUAUUCGCACUGAUGAUGAUUGGUGUACGAGAUUCAAAAGAUCCUCGUGCAGGAAUUCAAAAUGGUUUUUGGGGCCUUAAAUAUUUAAUAGUAAUUGCUGGUAUAGUUGGUGCAUUUUUCAUACCAGAAGGUUCAUUUGGUACAACAUGGAUGUACUUUGGUAUAAUUGGUGGAUUUCUCUUUAUUUUUGUGCAAUUGAUUUUAAUUAUUGAUUUUGCACAUUCAUGGGCUGAAAAUUGGGUAGGACAGUAUGAAGAAACUGAAUCACGUGGUUGGUACGCUGCAUUAUUGAGUGCUACAUUUGGUUUAUACAUUGGAUCUCUUGUUGGAAUCAUUUAUUUAUUCUUAAAUUAUACUGAGUCAAAUGCUUGUGGAUUGAAUAAAUUUUUCAUAUCAUUCAAUUUAAUAUUAUGUGUAAUUGUAAGUAUAUUAUCAAUAUUACCAGCUGUGCAAGAAUCUCAACCACGUUCAGGUCUAUUACAAAGUGCUGUUGUUACAUUAUAUAUUACAUACUUAACAUGGGCAGCUAUAUCAAAUAAUCCAGAUAAACAAUGCAAUCCUGGAAUGUUGGGAAUUAUAAUUAAGGAAGAUACCCAAGUGGCAUUCGAUGGGAAAACAAUUGUUGGAUUACUUAUAUGGAUGGUUUGCGUGCUGUAUUCAUCAAUACGUUCAGCAUCAAAAUCGUCCAAAAUUACAAUGACCGAUCAUGUUUUAGCUAAAGAUGUUAGAGGUUCUGGAGGCGAUGCGCUAGUGGAUAAUGAAGAUGAUGGCGGUGAGUCUGGUGGUACUCGUCAUCAGGGUAAAGUGUGGGAUAAUGAAGAUGAAGGAGUUGCAUACAGUUGGAGUUUCUUCCAUGUAAUGUUUGGCCUUGCAACUUUAUAUAUUAUGAUGACGUUAACAAAUUGGUACAAACCAAAUUCAUCUUUGGAAACUGUGAAUGCUAACACAGCAUCAAUGUGGGUAAAAAUUAUUUCAAGUUGGUUAUGCGUUGCUUUAUAUGGAUGGACUCUGACUGCACCAUUAGUACUGACUGAUCGUGAUUUUAGUUAAAUCACUUUGUUUAAAGAAUUUGGAAGAGAAGAAAACGUUAAAAAAAGUUUUUUUUUAUUUCAAUGUGGAAUUAAAUUUUGUACUUAAAACAAUUUAACUUUGUACUUAGGAUAAGUUUUAAAAGUAGGUUAGUACAAAAUUUAAUUCACUAUUUAUGUGAUAAUUUUAAAUGAAAAUGUUUUCUAAAUUUUUUCUUUGGGUGUAUAAUGAAAAAUUAUUUUUGUACUUUUUUGAUUCAUUGGAAAUACUACUUAAGUAUAUAUGUAAUAUUCGGUAACGUAUUUAUCGAUUAAUUAAUCCAUUAUAAUGUUAGCUUUUUAGCAAGAAUUUUUAAUAAAUAUAUUAUUAUCAUUAUCUAUAUUAUAUAAAAUAAAUAAGUUAGGCCUCGGUUUUUGUUAGAAACGACAUAUUACUUUGACUCUUAUUAACAUACUAAUCAAAAGUGUCAAUGUUUUAAUGAACAGUUUUUGGUAUAUUUAGAGUCAAAUGUUGAAACAUUGGCAAUAAUUUACAUGACCCCGAAAUCGAGAAAAUGCACUGGUAGACUGUUAUUUAAUUUUCAUACACAAGAUUCUAUCUAUAAAAUUGAAGGAUACAAAUUUUCGUACAGUGCGUUCUGAGGUUUCAUUGGAUAGGACUUUAAAAAUAGCAUAGAAAUAUUUCAUUGAAUUUUUUCCUAAAGCAAAAAUUACGUCAGAAUAUGGUCACGUAGGUGUUUUUUUUCCCUGUUUCAACAUUGACCUCAAAUAUCUCAAAAACUCUUUACCAAACGUUAGAACAAUGUAAUCAAAAGGCUAUUUGUAUUUGGUCUCCCU
Messenger RNA from Chrysoperla carnea, 2333 nucleotides. It is a transcript of the gene TMS1, whose product is annotated as probable serine incorporator. Lineage: Eukaryota; Metazoa; Arthropoda; Insecta; Neuroptera; Chrysopidae. The transcript has 8 exons. The record is from RefSeq and is a predicted model, not a curated record. Gene Ontology annotation, cellular component: membrane. The coding region runs from base 136 to 1518 and encodes 460 amino acids.